This is a messenger RNA of Rotaria sordida, 201 nucleotides long. The record is from the annotation of a GenBank genome assembly. Lineage: Eukaryota; Metazoa; Rotifera; Eurotatoria; Philodinida; Philodinidae.
AUGGGGGUACAAUUAUUUGGUGGAAAAUUUUAUAAAUGUGUUUAUGUUGGUACACAUGAUCGUGUUAAUAUAUCAGAAAAUAUUAAGAAUAUAAUUGAUUGUUUAAAUAAAAAUUUUACAUGGGAAAAUUCACGAAUUAAUUUUGAUAAUGUUCUUAAUGGUUAUUUAGCUUUAUUUCAAGUUGUAAGUUAUGAAAUUUAA